AUGGUUAUAAAAAUUUCCUACAACCAGCACAUACGUGAACGAAAUAGCUUCUCCAACGAAAAACCAGAUUCCGACUUACCUAGAGACAUAGAAAAGGGCUGGCUGCAACAGAGACGUGAACAUAUAAAAAAUUGGAGGUUACGUUACUUUAUUUUAUUAAAUGAUGGUACUUGGUUUGGAUACAAAGAAAAACCUGGUAACCAAACUGCCAUUCGUAUUCAACCUUCAAACAAAUUUACUGUUAAGGGAUGUAAAAUAAUACCUCUAAAUGAACCGAAGCCUUACACGUUUGUUAUAAGAGGAUUACUGUGGACAAGAGUUAUUGAAAGAAUAUUUUAUGUCAAUACACAAAAAGAAAGAAGGGACUGGAUUGCUGCUAUUAGGUAUAUAGCUGAUAAGCUUGCUUAUCAAGAUAGAAACAUAGUACAACAACAACUUCCUCAAAUUCAGACAGAGUCAGUUCCAAGGAGAUCCAAUCCAUCUAGAGUUGCUUCCACUAGUAGGAACAGUCUUGACAAACUAUCAAGUAGUCUUGAAAAAACAUCAAUCAGUACAUCCUCAAAACAAAAAAAAGUAACUUUGGAAAACUUUGAGUUUUUAAAAGUUCUUGGUAGAGGUGGAUACGGUAGAGUUAUCUCAUGCAGAGAGAAAGGAACCACAGAAAAUUUGUACGCUUUAAAAUCUGUUAUGAAAUCAUUUAUAAUUGGCCGUAACCAAGUAUCCCACACUUUAUCAGAAAACAGAGUCAUGAGGAUCAUGAGACAUCCAUUUUUAAUAUCUUUAAAGUACAGUUUUCAAACGGCCGACAGACUCUUUUUUGUCGUGGAUUACUUGAGUGGUGGUGAUCUUUAUUUUCACGUGAAACAUGAUCGUUUCUUCGACGAGGACCGCGCCAAGUUUUAUGGAGCCGAAAUUAUUUUGGCAGUAGGUUAUUUACAUACACAGGGUAUUAUUCACCGUGACCUUAAACUGGAAAACAUCUUAUUAGACAAAGACGGUCACAUAAAAAUCGUUGAUUUCGGUUUGUGUAAAGAAGACAUAACAUACGGGAAAACAACAAACACGUUUUGCGGCACUCCAGAGUAUUUGGCACCAGAAAUUUUAGAAGACCGAGCUUACGGUCGAGCUGUAGACUGGUGGAGUGUUGGAGUGAUCAUAUGUGAAAUGAUGAGUGGUAAGCUUCCAUUUGAUGACAGAGAUCGAGAAAUACUUUCGAGGAUGAUACGAAAGGAAAAAGUUAAAUUUCCAAAAACCUUCAGCGUUGAAGCGAAGGAUGUAUUAAGAGGUUUACUGGUAAAGGAUCCAGACAUGAGAUUGGGUGGUGGUCCACUUGACGCCAAGGAAGUCACAGAGCAUUCGUUCUUCUGGUCGAUAAACUGGAAUAUGAUGUUAAAAAAAAAGAUUCCACCUCCCUUCAAACCGCAGGUUACCUCGGACACAGACACGCGUUACUUUGACAUCGAAUUCACCGAUGAAAGUGUCAAACUUACGCCGACCGACCCUAACAGCCAUUGUCUAAAAUUGAUGACCGAGGAACACAAACAUUUUACCCACUUCUCUUACCAAAACAUUAGUCCCUCCUCGGCAGCCAGUAAUUAUCAUUUUUAA
Copidosoma floridanum is the source of this 1608-nucleotide messenger RNA. RefSeq names its product RAC serine/threonine-protein kinase-like. The record is from RefSeq and is a predicted model, not a curated record. Lineage: Eukaryota; Metazoa; Arthropoda; Insecta; Hymenoptera; Encyrtidae. Gene Ontology annotation, molecular function: ATP binding; protein serine/threonine kinase activity. Gene Ontology annotation, biological process: protein phosphorylation.